Molecule: messenger RNA, 651 nt
Organism: Salvia miltiorrhiza (redroot sage)
Lineage: Eukaryota; Viridiplantae; Streptophyta; Magnoliopsida; Lamiales; Lamiaceae
Exons: 2
Coding region: 117-479 (120 amino acids)
Source: RefSeq, a predicted model, not a curated record
GUUAACCCGAUAACCGAUUCGGGUUAACCGAAUAACCGAAUUUUUUUAAUUAAUUUAAUAUUUUAAUUAUUAAUUAGUAGAAAAAUAGAAAUUGUACAAAAUUGGGAGAAAAUUGAAUGAACCCUAGUCCAGCCUCCCUCCUCCCGUUAGUUCCGUUCGCCCAUCUUCCUCUUCCCAAAUCCCGUCGCCCUCCCCUCUCCGUCCGACCGUCCAACGCCGUCCGCCGCCUCCGUGAGACGCCGCCCUGCCCUUCGCCACGCUGCAUCAGUCGACGCCGCUUCGCCACGCUGCAUCAGUCGACGCCGCCCUGCCCUUCGAUUCUGAUUCAGUCCAGGACUUCAGGCUGCUCAGCGACGCAGCUCCGCCACGCCGCCGGCCACUUCGCUGUUCGUCCGCCGCCCCGUGAUGAGUUCACUUGGUUCUGGAGAGGUAAAUGCCACAGCAAGUGCACCCGUGCAAAGUCGUACCGGCCCCUCUAGCUCGAGAGCUUGAUUUAUGUUGAUCAUGUUUUUGAACUUAUGAAUUACUAGAUGUUUGCUCGUGUUGAACUUAUAUUUUUAUUCAUAUUGUUGAACUUGUGUUUUUAUUCAUGUUGGUGAACUUGGUAUGUUGACAGGUUGAAUUUAGUUGGCUAGUUAAUUUGAGUUAUUA